AUUGCAAUUGAGAGGCGGGGCCAAAGGUCGAGCUUUCCCCCCUCCUCGCUCUCUUCAAGGGAGAGGAAAUCCUAAGGAAAUGUGUGGGAUCACGCUCUGUUUCCUAGUAGCCACUGUUUUAUUUACAUAGUAUGUUCCUUGCCUGACGUUAGUCUGUGGUGCAUACCGAUCGUGCGAUACAAACACGGGUGUGGUGGCCGACAAGUAAGGGGGGGAAUAGGGGAAGCGACCGUCGUUAGGUCAAAAUGUCGAUUCACUAUGAGGUAGAACAGCUGCCUGACAGCUACGGGGUUCCGGACUCGUUCCCCAAAGAUUUCGGUUAUGGUGAAGAGACCGACAUCGAGGACAACCCGGCGCCGUCUGAUAGCAAACCGAGAAUCCUGCUCAUGGGUUUGAGAAGAAGUGGCAAAUCAUCGAUACAGAAGGUGGUUUUCCACAAGAUGUCUCCCAAUGAGACCUUGUUCCUGGAAAGCACCAACAAGAUUUACAAGGACGACAUCUCCAGCAGCUCGUUCGUCAACUUCCAGAUCUGGGACUUCCCAGGCCAAGUCGAUUUCUUCGACCCCACCUUCGAUUACGAGAUGAUCUUCAGAGGAACCGGGGCGUUGAUAUUUGUCAUUGAUGCUCAGGAUGAUUAUGUGGAGGCUCUGGGCAGGCUUCAUCUCACUGUGUCACGGGCCUAUAGGGUCAAUCCAGAAAUCAACUUCGAAGUGUUUAUCCACAAAGUGGAUGGCCUGUCAGACGAUCACAAGAUCGAGACCCAGAGAGACAUCCACCAGAGAGCUAAUGAUGACCUGGCCGACGCUAGCUUAGAGAAGCUGCACCUCAGCUUUUACUUGACGAGUAUUUAUGACCACUCCAUCUUUGAGGCCUUCAGCAAAGUUGUGCAGAAGCUCAUCCCUCAGUUGCCCACUCUGGAGAACCUCCUCAACAUCUUCAUUUCUAAUUCAGGGAUAGAGAAAGCCUUCCUGUUUGAUGUGGUCAGCAAGAUCUACAUCGCCACUGACAGCUCUCCUGUAGACAUGCAGUCCUACGAACUGUGCUGCGAUAUGAUCGAUGUGGUCAUUGACGUUUCCUGCAUCUAUGGCCUGAAGGAGGAUGGCAGCGGCAGUGCUUACGACAAGGAAUCAAUGGCCAUCAUCAAGCUGAACAACACCACUGUGCUGUACCUGAAAGAGGUCACAAAGUUCCUGGCCCUUGUCUGCAUCCUGCGAGAAGAAAGCUUUGAGCGCAAAGGAUUGAUAGACUAUAACUUCCACUGUUUCCGGAAGGCCAUCCAUGAAGUGUUUGAGGUGGGCGUUUCCACCCAGCGCCCAGUGGGCCCCCAGGCUGUGGGCUCGCCCUGCAACAAGGCUGUUGCAUUGAACGGCACGCCACUCAACACUGUCUAGACACUGAUGCAAAAUAUAAAAUAAAAAGAUGCAAAAAGAGGGAAGAGGAAAGGAAAGGCAGAGAAGGGCCAGGGAGCCUGUGGAGGAGAGACUACUAAACUGGGGCUCACCAGCACACCGAUCACAAUCCCUUGCUCCCAGCACCUAAAGCACUGAGAUGGCUUGAGCCAAGAGAGCAUGGGAGCAGCACUGGAGCACAAGAGGGGUCAGGCUGAAAUGGAAGGGAAAUUCAAGCAUCCUUUUCAGGCAAAUGCAAAGCACCGUGUUGGCUGUGAGGAAGUCUAGAGAGUAAAACUGCACCUGGACAGAAAAAGGUGUUGGUUGUCACUUUGGAUUUCCUAAAGCGGUCAAAGGCUGUGAUAUUUAGCUGCUGGUCUUUCUGUAUGAACAAUGUAAGGAGGGAAGACAAACCUUCGUUGUAACUUCUUUCUAUGGACAAACUGUGAUGUCAGUUUGCAGGAAUCUGUCUAGUGAUAAACCCACGCUGACCACUUCUGUGCUGAUAUAAAAGAUGGUGGAUGUAAACUGCAAGUCCUUACCCACACGUUCAGAGAUGGCCUUACAUAGAUGAAGCUUGACAGGAGUGCAAGCUUUCUCUCACUGACACUCACCUCACCCGACCUGAAUGCUGCCCAGAACUCACUUUUUUGGUUUCACUUAUGAAAGGAAAACAAGGUUUUAUGAACAGGCUGUCCAUCUAAAUUGGUCUGCGUGCGUGCGCGUGUGUGUGUGUGUUUCAAUGAAAGAUUAGAUUAGAUCCCAGACUGGGCUCUUUGUUUGUACUGGUGAAGGCUCUUUAUAUCUGUUUGUCUUGUCAGUAACAGCAGCUUAGUAUAAUUAAACUCUUUGCAAUCAGUGAAAGUAACUUUUCUCUGUGCUCCAAUGAAAAUCAAACUUUUGACUGACUUUGAUAGGUUGGAAAUAUAGAAAUGUUUUUGCAAAAGCACUGCCAAAAAUAUUAAAGGAUAACUUUUUUUUUUUUAACCUGCUCUAUUUCUCUAAAGGUUGUAUGGUGCCUCUAGAGCUAAUGUCAUGGUCUCUGUUGUAGAGAUUCAGUGAAAUGAGUUAAAUAGCGUCAUCUGGGCAAUCGGUUGGCCUCCGAGAGCUCAGAAUAAACAUGAUGUCAGUCAA
Monopterus albus (swamp eel) is the source of this 2522-nucleotide messenger RNA. It is a transcript of the gene rragca, whose product is annotated as Ras-related GTP binding Ca. The transcript has 7 exons. Gene Ontology annotation, cellular component: lysosome; nucleus; Gtr1-Gtr2 GTPase complex. NCBI's taxonomy places the organism in Eukaryota, Metazoa, Chordata, Actinopteri, Synbranchiformes, Synbranchidae. Bases 246 to 1391 code for a protein of 381 amino acids. Gene Ontology annotation, molecular function: GTPase activity; GTP binding. The record is from RefSeq and is a predicted model, not a curated record. Gene Ontology annotation, biological process: cellular response to starvation; negative regulation of autophagy; positive regulation of TORC1 signaling.